Molecule: messenger RNA, 2606 nt
Organism: Hyla sarda
Lineage: Eukaryota; Metazoa; Chordata; Amphibia; Anura; Hylidae
Product: oocyte zinc finger protein XlCOF6-like
Exons: 4
Coding region: 105-2606 (833 amino acids)
Source: RefSeq, a predicted model, not a curated record
CUGUACAGUCUGCGGACCAGGGAUUUCGGUAGUUAAGUAAUUAUUAUUAGAUAUUGUGCAGUUUGAAAUCGGAAUUGGAGGAGUGGGAGUAUGUAGAAGGACACAUGGAUCAGUACAAGGAUCAGGUGAUGAUGGAGGAUCAGCAGCCCCUCACAUCACCAGUCAGAUCCAGUAAGAGAACAGCACCAGAGAGGUGUCCCCGUCCUCUUCUUCCACAGGAUGAUCAGGAAGAAGAUCUGAUCUUUAUUAAUGCUCCAGAGAUGAAGGAAGAAGAAGAGAAAGAUGUGAGCGGUGAUGAGCAGUAUAAGGAGGACAUUGCCACAGGGAAAGAUCUGAUCUAUAUUAAUUCUACAGACAUAAAGGAAGAAGAAGAAGAGACAGAUGUGAGCGGUGAUGAGCAGUAUAAGGAGGACGUUCGUACAGGGAAAGAUCUGAUCUAUAUUAAUGCUACAGACAUAAAGGAAGAAGAAGAAGAGACAGAUGUGAACAGUGAUGAGCAGUAUAAGGAGGACAUUUCUAUAGGGAAAAAUCUGAUCUAUAUUAAUACUACAGAUAUAAAGGAAGAAGAAGAGACAGAUGUGAGCCGUGAUAAGCAGUAUGAGGACAUUCCUAUAGGGAAAGAUCUGAGCUAUAUUAAUGCUACAGACAUAAAGGAAGAAGAAGAGACAGAUGUGAACGGUGAUGAACAGUAUAAGGAGGGCAUUCCUACAGGGAAAGAUCUGAACUAUAUUAAUACCACAGACAUAAAGGAAGAAGAAGAGACAGAUGUGAACGGUGAUGAGCAGUAUAAGGAGGACAUUUCUACAGGUAACUGCCCAGAUGACUGUACCAGGAGAUCAGAGGAGAAUCUUAUAUCUUCAGAUUAUAAAGCAGAUGAUGAUAUCACACAAGAUACAUAUGAAGAACAUUCCAUUAUCCCAGAUACACCCUCAGCCCUUCACAGCCAAGAUCUCUCAUCUCAUCCUGUUAUACGGGGUCUAUCUUUUGAUCCGUUACAGUUUGUAAAGCAAAAUAAGAAGAAGCCAUUUUCAUGUUCAGAAUGUGGGAAAAGUUUUACUCACAAAUCAAGUCUUAGUGAACAUCAAAACAUUCACACAGGAGAGAAGCCAUUUUCAUGCACAAAAUGUGGGAAAUGUUUUACUCACAAAUCAAGUCUUCGUGAUCAUCAAAUAACACACACUGGAGAGAAGCCAUUUUCAUGUUCCGAAUGUGGGAAAUGUUUUGCUCAGAAAUCACAUCUUGUGAAACAUGAAAAAACUCACACAGGAGAGAAGCCAUUUUCAUGUUCUGAAUGUGGGAAAGGUUUUGCUCAGAAAUCAAAUCUUGUUAGACAUCAAACUACUCAUACAGGAGAGAAGCCAUUUUCAUGUUCUGAAUGUGGGAAAGAUUUUGCUCAUAAAACAAAUCUUGUUAAACAUCAAAUAAGUCACAAAGAGAAGCAAUUUUCAUGUUCAGAAUGUGGGAAAUGUUUUACUCUGAAAUCAAAUCUUGUCACACAUCAAAGAAUUCACACAGGAGAGAACUCAUUUUCAUGUGCAGAAUGUGAGAAAUAUUUUAUUCAAAAAUCAGAUCUUAUUAGACAUCAAAGAACUCACACAGGAGAGAAGCCAUUUUCAUGCACAAAAUGUGGGAAAUGUUUUACCCACAAAUCAAGUCUUAGUGAUCAUCAAAAAACUCACACAGGAGAGAAACCAUUUUCAUGUACAGAAUGUAGAAAAUGUUUUACUAUGAAAUCUAGCCUUGUUGAUCAUCAAAAAACUCACACAGGAGAGAAGCCAUUUUUAUGCACAGAAUGUGGGAGAUGUUUUACUAUGAAAUCGCAUCUUGUUAAACAUCAAAGAACCCAUACAGGGGAAAAGCCAUUUUCCUGUUCUGAAUGUGGGAAAGGUUUUGCUCAGAAAUCACAUCUUGUUAAACAUCAAAGAACUCAUACAGGGGAGAAGCCAUUUUCAUGUUCUAAAUGUGGGAAAUGUUUUAACGAUAAAUCACAUCUUGCUAUGCAUCAAAGAAGUCACAUAGCAAAGCCAUUUUCAUGUUCAGAUUGUGGGAAAUGUUUUUCUGAGAAAUCACUUCUUAUCAAACAUCUAAGAAUUCACACAGGAGUGAAGCCUUUUUCAUGUUCAGAAUGUGGGAAAUGUUUUACUGACAAAUCAAAUCUUAGUCAACAUCAAAGAACUCACACAGGGGAGAAGCCAUUUUCAUGUUCACAAUGUGGAAAAUGUUUUACUCAGAAAUCAGAUCUUGUUAAACAUCAAAGAACUCACACAGGGGAGAAGCCAUUUUCAUGUUCAGAAUGUGGGAAAUGUUUCAACCAGAAACCAAGUCUUGUUAAACAUCAAAAAAUUCACACAGGAGAGAAGCCAUUUUCAUGUUCAGAAUGUGGGAAAUGUUUUACUGACAAAUCAAAUCUUGUUAAACAUCAAAGAACUCACACUGGAGAAAAGUCAUUUUCAUGUUCAGAAUGUGGAAAACAUUUUACUCAGAAACCACAUCUUGUUAAACAUCAAAUAACCCACACAGAAAAUAAGCUAUUUUCUUGUUUACUAUGUGGGAAAUGUUUUAUUAAGAAAUCAAGCCUUGUUUAUCAUCAAAAAACACACACAUAG